Molecule: messenger RNA, 6539 nt
Organism: Anguilla rostrata (American eel)
Lineage: Eukaryota; Metazoa; Chordata; Actinopteri; Anguilliformes; Anguillidae
Gene: ttc3
Product: tetratricopeptide repeat domain 3
Exons: 46
Coding region: 248-5893 (1881 amino acids)
Molecular function (GO): protein binding
Source: RefSeq, a predicted model, not a curated record
GAUAAGAUGUAGAAACCUACGACUGAACAUGACUUAGUGUUCCUGAAUUUUUCAUAUUUUGAAGUGAACUAGCUGUUUAAAUAGGUGGAGUCUUUGGCCGCAAGCCAUUGCAAAUGACGACGGUACUGAGCCAGAUAGCAUUUGCGAGCCUACUGUCCGAUUCAGUAACGUUAGAUCAAGGUAUCGCUAGUCAACAGUAGCUCGCUGUUCAGCUAGCUACGAUAGCUGUUAUUACAAGCUUCUAAAAAUGUCAGAUUCGGACGGAGACUCGGACAUCGAUGAAGUUCCGGAGGAGGCCCCACACAGGGCAAAUAGGGCCUAUGAAAAACAAAUAGCAGCUCCAGUAAGUUCUUUUGACAUUUUCGAGCGAUGGAUGCAGAUCCCAGUGUCAUUGAAAAAGAAAGCGGGCCAUUUGAUGCACAUGGGUGUGUUCUGGUGGAGCAUUCUGCUUCGGCAACAGGAGAAAACCAGCGUCACACACUGGGCUAUACAAGUGGGGUUCCUGGAUUCCCAUUUGACCAGUGACUUGAGUUUGAAGAGACUCUUUAAACUAGAAAUCUUGGAAUCUCUUCUCAGAGCUUUGGAGAAAGGAUGUUUAUCUGAUGACUUAACAAAGUGUAUGGUUACUCUGGGUGCCCGGUUUGACAUGGGUCCAUCUGGUCACCAGGCAGACUGUAUGGAGAGAGCUUUACACUGGCUGGAAAGGACAGGGGAGCCUGGGAUCCUCCUGCAGGUCCAGCGGCUGGGAAGCCCGCGGAUGCGCUUUCUUACCCUCUCAUAUUUGUUCACUGAAUAUGCCCAUUAUGUAAAUGCCAUGGCAUACGAUAAAGAUGACACUAUUAACCGGUUGACCACUGCAAACUGCAAGUGUUGUGUAAAGAAAAGUGAAGAAAUGAAAACUAAGGGAAAUGAUUUGUUUCGGAGAAAAAAAUUCAACGCUGCUGUAAAAUACUACACCAAAGCAAUCCAAUACCACCCAGACAACCACCUUCUCUAUGGAAAUAGAGCUCUUUGCUUCAUUAACAGUGAAAAAUACCAGAAAGCCAUCGGUGAUGGAAAACGUGCCACAAUAAUAAAACCGGACUGGGCAAAGGGUCACUAUCACUUCUGCGAUGCCCUCUUCGCUCUGGGCGAGCACAGGCCGGCCCUGGAGGCCAACGAGAGAGCCCAGGGGCUGUGCUGCGGUGACUCGGAAGGCAUCCGGGUCCUGCAGCAGCAGAGGGACCGGUUCCUGAAGGACAUUGAAGAGAGCAGAGGUGCUGCAAGGCGGAAAAAAAGUGGUGCAAAGAAAGACUUGAGUAAAAGGGUGGAUUCUGUUCCCAGAACGGGUGCGGAGAGUCCACUCACUACAGACCCCACUAGCAGGACAGUGCAUUCUAGGGACAGCUCUGCCCCAGAAAGGAAGGAACCAGAAGAUAGGAGUGGCUCUGGAAGUUGUCCAGUCUCAGUUGAAGGAGGAAUACAGACAGAGGGAAAUUCUGAAGAGGUCAAAGAAAUAAACAGUGAAAUGCCGGUGAAGAAGACCCGCAAAACGGAGGCGAGCACGCCUGAAAAAUCUAGGCCGACGGCUAAGCAUCCACCGCCGCCAAAGAUGGUGGUCAGCACAGAUGGUGGUGAUCUGAAGACCAAGCUGAAAUGUGCUGUAGAGGAUGCCCAUACCGCCCUGUAUGACCAGCGCUGUCGCAAUGCUGAACAGGCCUUCUCUCAAGCGCUUUGCCUGCUUGAUUCCACUACGCCAAAGGAGCUGGGCAUCUCUGAACUUGAUGUUGUUGUUCUGAAAUAUGGACAUGCCAUUGCUCUUUUGGAAACCGGGCAACCUGAGGAACUGAUUCAGGCUAAGGAGGAAUUUGACAAGAUUCAGGAAAUAGCUGACAGGAGCUUUCAGUGUUUGGUUUUCUUUGGAAUUGGCAAGGUGUGCCUAAAGGAGAACAGGUUUUCAGCAGCCCUCGAAGAGUUCGCUAAUUCUCUUAAGAUGAUUAACCUUCAAAUCACACCAGGGAAAUUGACAUGGCCCACAACAACAGUUAUUGUUGAAGAAACUCGGACUGAAUAUUUUAAGGAUCUUCUGGAGAAAUUUGUAGAGAUGUGCAAGUUUCCACCCAAGCCAGAUGCCGUUUGCCACCAUGAAAAUUGCCAGGGACAUUCAAAAACUCAAAUCUACUUCACAGACCCAGAUUUUAAGGGAUUCAUCAGAAUGAUUUGUUGUCAAAGAUGUAAUGUGGAGUUUCACAUCAGCUGCUGGAAGAAAAUGAAAGCAGCUGUGUUUAGUGAUAAGAAUGAUAAGGAUUUUCUACAAGAAAUGUGUUUUACUCCAGAUUGCGGUGGUAAAAUUUGCCAUAUAGUAAUCUUUGGUUCAACUGGACUGAUCAAGUGUGAGUUUGAGUCUUCUAUUAAAAAAAACACAGUAACUGCGAAGCCCAGAGUCAAACAGAUAUGUACAAGUCUCAAGAAGUUGAAAUCUAAGGAAGAUCGAAAGAUAAGAAGAAAACAACACAGGCAAAUGAAAUCUCAAACAAGGCAAGAGAAAUCUGAAUUGGUAGCCUUGGAAAAGAGUUCCACGUCAGGAGUAGAACUUCAAGAAAAUGCUUCCCAAUCCUGGCUGAUUUAUGGGGACCGAGUUCUGCAUCAAAUAUUUGAGAACAAGGAACUUCUUAAAGAGGAUACCCAUGAUAUUUCUGAUUUCAUGAAAUGCAUCCAUCCUUGGAGGGAACGGCAGAAGGGAAAAGCAGAUUCUGUGCAGUGUCUGAAGGAGCCGGGAAGUAUGGGAGACUUGGCGGACUUGCUGCUGGAGCAGAAAAACCGAGUGUGGGCAAGAAUUUUCGUACAGUAUCUGAGCUCCCUGGACAUCAGCCCAAAACUGCACAGCUGGGCUCAUAGACAGGACAGUGCAGGUCUGCGAGCGGCCGAGACGUUUAUCGAGCGCUACGCUAACCACCUGGAAGAGCUGGACCUGGCCCCGCUGCUGGCCUUCGGGCCCAUGCAGGACGCCUUCAUCGAGAAGUUUGGGACCGUGCCGGAGAUCUUCAGCGAGGGCAUCACUGUAACGGAUUACUUAAAACAGGCCCCUCCUCGCGAGAUGCGCCUUUUCAUCUGGACCCUGGAGGAGCAUCGAGAGCUUUACCCAUCUUUUCAGCACGCUUUGAAUGAGUAUUUUGAGAUAAUGGAUGGUAUUUGUUUAGUGAUUAAGAAGACUGAGCAUGAAAAUCAGAUUAAUUCUGCUGUUAGGAGUAAAAACAAAAGUCGAAAAAAGAAACAAAAAGAGCCAAAGCAGUCUGUUAUUGUCCUGGGAACGAGGGGUGGGGCUUUAAGAGAGGAAGAUGAUGUGUUAUCAGAUGAAGAUUCACUAAACCUGUUUGACAUCAGUGGUCCCUUUAUUGUUCCCGAACGCCUUCGAAAUCAGGUCGCCGAAUUCGAAGGGCGAUACAGCAACAUUGUUCCUGGCAGCCUUCACAGGAGAAUUUUGGACAACAAUCCAGAUUCGAUAAAAGAGAGUUUAUAUGACUACUUUGAGCAGAUCCUGGAGGCGCAUGGGCCCAUGGAGGCCCACGACCAGCUGCUGGUGGGAGAGCUGGAGAACUUCCCCGCCGAGGCCCAGCUGAAGAUCCAGGAGGCCGGGGGACUGCAGCCCUUCCUCCUGGAGCGCUUCGUGAUGACCGGAGGCCUGAUCGGGCUCGUGAAGCCCGCUGUCUCACUGCAGGACGUGACGGAACACUUCGACCACCUCUUCAUCUGCUCGGGGGAUGCCUCCCCCACCAGGAGAACCUCCCUCAACCCCUCUGCCAAAGAGUUUCAGCCUCUCUCUCAGAAUCCCGUCCAGGGUAACGGUGACGCCAGCGCUGCUUUUGAAUGUACAAUACCGCUCGGUAUGGAUGUGACAAUGGACGAAACCCAGCAAGACCAUUUCGGCCUUGCACCCGACCCUGUGUUUCCAGCCUGUUUUCCGGACUUGUAUUCCACGUGUCUCGACCCUUCAAUAUUUGGCGCUCCAAUCGUGGACUUUGCUCCUGAUUCGAGUGAGCCAUACAGUGGUGAAGGAACAGUUUUCCCAGAGCAGUACUUGGACAUUUUCUCAUCUGAAAACGAUGGGGCCGAGUCCGCUAUUGAAAUGGAGGAUGCUGCUCCGUUUAGCAGUGUCACUGAAUCCCUGCCACCGCCGGGGUUUGGCCUGCACGCCAGGGUGACUGCAGAUAAGAUGGUUGAUACCCAGGCACGUCCUGAUCACAGAGAUGACGUUGCUGUUAACACCGAACCUUAUAAACCAUUCGAAACAAAUAAAGGGGACAUGAUUAAAAAAGAAAAGGAUAAUGUGGAGUUUGAAAAACAAAUACAACAAAUGAUGGAAGAUUAUAAGGAAGAAGAGCAAAGAAGGAAAGAAGAGAUUUCUGCCCUUGAAGCUGAGCUGGAGUCAAUUCGUGUCAACACAGAGAUCACUAAUAAAGAACUGGAGCUGUUCCAGCAGAAGUUGGAGGACGAGGUGAAGAAAGAUCAACAGGAAAAAAAGGAAAACCAAGAAACUCUAAAGGCCUUGAAAUCAGAAAUGAAGGAGUUGUCUGAAUCUCAUGAGACCAUUUCCAGGAGUGUCAGGGAGAAGAAAAAGGAGUAUGAGAAGCGUCUCAGUGACUUCUUGGAGAGAAGCAACCAGUGGGCUGAUGAGAAGAUGAGCCUGGAGAGCGAGAUAAAGAGGUACAGGGACCUGCGUGCUGAGGCUGUCCGGAGAUCACAGGCCGCUGAGAUAUCCAUCCUGGAGAACCGGCGUCAGAGGGGACUGCGAGGCCUGAACAAAUGUGUGUCGGACGGGGAGGUCAUCCUGGCAAAGAUACAGGACAUGGUGGCCAGUUUCCCCUCGUCUGGAUUUCAGUCUGCCGCUGAGAACUGGCAGGCUUUUGUCCGGGACGCCAAAGAAAAAGUCCUCCAGGCCGAGGCCCAGUACAAGGAGCAGAUGGAGCUGCUGAAGAAGGGGUCCAGGCUGUGUGCUCUUCCACGGGUGACCGUUCCCAGUGCCUCCCCUCCUCCAGCCCUGCCGGCCAUGCCGAUGGCGCCGAUCAUCAGCGACCCCUCCGUGGUGCAGGUGGUCUACCCAGCGGGCCUCGCCCACCAGCACUUUCCACCCGCGAGGCACCAGCUGAGGGGGCCCUCGCCAGCGCCCCCCGUCCUGCCAGAGGCCUCCCUGGGGAAGCCCGGCCAGCAGCCGGACCGAGGGGCGCAGGUCUCCCCCCCGGCACCGCAGGCCCACGGCGCGGCGGCGGCGGUCAGACCGGCCGCGCCCCCCCCGCCGUUCAAAGGCCCCCGAGCCGCCCAGCCGCACAGCAACGUGUUCGAGAAGAUCAUCGACCGACUCAGCUGCAUGUUCCCUCACUACAGCAGACCUACUCUGACAAAAUUUAUCCAAGAGGUGCGCUGCGCCAAUGGAGGAUAUCUGAACUCUCUGUCCUAUGAAGAAGUUAUCAACAGAGUGGCUCAGGUCAUCUUGGACCAUCAGGACAGCGCCCGAGAGCACAUGAGCUCCGCCCACAGGGCUGACCCCGGGGCCUUCGGGGCUCAGGUGUGCCAGACCCCGCCCCCGCGGUCGGACUCCCCCGCAGCCACCCGCGCCUCCGGCACCCCGCCUCCCUCGCACGUCUGGAAGAGCGUGGGGACCCACAACUCCAAAUGGGGAACGUCCAAAGCGUUGAAUUUGGAAGAUCCUUGUAUCAUCUGCCAUGAAGAGAUGACUCGGGAUGAGCUGUGUGUGCUGGAGUGUCGGCACAGUUUCCACACAGAGUGUAUCAGGUCCUGGCUGAGGGAGCAGAGCACCUGCCCCACCUGCAGGGAGCACGCUCUCCUGCCGGAGGACUUCCCUCUGCUGCCAGGCCGCAUCCGAAGAGGCCACACCCCCGCCCCGCCCUCCUCCUGAGCCCCGCCUCCAGUACGGGAACGGGGAACGGGCUGUGCCAAUAGGGGGUGAGGCGUGGGGUGCUGCUGCAGUCAAACCCUGCUUCUCCAGAAAGUUACAUUCAUUAUAGCCAUCAGUAAUUAGCCAGUCUCCUUUAUUCACCUGUUUAAUUUUGAUCAUGCCCAGUAUUUAUUUUAUUUAAUAUCACUAUAUGCCAUUGUUUUAUUCUAAAGUGAACUUUAGAAAGUUUUUUAAUUUUGAUUUCCUUGUAACUAGUGGGCAGUUGUUCAUAGUAUUUGAGCACUAUUAUGCGUUAUUUUAUAGACCUUACAUCACUGCUCUGCGUAUUGUUUGAAUGCUGUACUUAAUGUGCGUAGAAAUGUUCAAAACUGAAUGUAGAUUAGUGUACCAAGACAUACAAGUUGCAUUGCGAAAUUUAGUUUAAACCAAUUAUGUUUGUUAUUGCAUGUUAAGACUGGUUCAGCCACCUUUUCAAUAUUUUGGCUUGUAUUGUCUUAAGUAAAUAAAGUUUGCUUAGGUGUUGAAGUGGUCUUGUUAGCACCAGUAUUUAAUUGAAUGGACCAACAUCUAUCGUUGGUGAUUUCAGAACUCUUUUAAUCUGUUAAUAUGCAAUGGUGUUUUAAAUUAAAUUAUCUUUUAAACUGUU